Strigops habroptila (Kakapo) is the source of this 5823-nucleotide messenger RNA. Its product is annotated as solute carrier family 23 member 1-like. Gene Ontology annotation, biological process: transmembrane transport. Gene Ontology annotation, molecular function: transmembrane transporter activity. The record is from RefSeq and is a predicted model, not a curated record. The transcript is spliced from 12 exons. NCBI's taxonomy places the organism in Eukaryota, Metazoa, Chordata, Aves, Psittaciformes, Psittacidae. Bases 461 to 2335 code for a protein of 624 amino acids. Gene Ontology annotation, cellular component: membrane.
GAUCAGCACAAAGCUCUUCAAACAGGCCCAACCCAAACAGAAAAUACGAGGUGCUGUUGAAUCAAUAAUGAAGCAACAAGUUUCAAGGCUGUGCCAGGAAAACACAGAAAUGUCUUUCCUCUCGCAUCCUUACCUACGGAGAAAGGUUUUUCUGACAUCAGUUACUGAUUCACUCAGUCCAGGGAAGGGCUGCUUUCCAGUUUGGUUUGAAUGCCGGUCCUCUAAUCAGCUGGAGAAAAGGAGUCACUUAUAUAAGCCAAGGGAAAGGAAAUGCUUCUGCAAUACAGCUCACAUGAAUAGCUAGGACUGAGCGCUGAUUGACUGCUGAAGUCCAGCUUCUGCAUCCUCUUAUCCUGAUUCUUUACGGCUGAGUUGACUGGGAGAAGUGGCAAUUUAGGAGGCUUUCCUCUUCUUACCGGUCUUUCUUUUUCAAGGCAGUUGGUGAAAGCAAGUGGAAGGCAUGACCCCCUCCUCAGACAAAGAGCUCAACGGGCUAGAUAACCCCAGCUUCAUGGGCGAAGAUGGAAAACACUACUGCUCCUCACUGGAUCAUGCUGCCCAGGGCGCAGAGGAAGGCAGGUACAUGGGCCACAGUGGCAGCAAGCUUGCCUACACUGUCAUGGACGUGCCUCCCUGGUACCUGUGCAUCCUGCUGGGCAUUCAGCAUUUUCUGACAGCCCUGGGAAGUCUCAUAGCCAUACCGCUGAUCCUCUCCAAAGAGCUUUGCCUCCAGCAUGACCUCCUCACCCAGAGCCACCUGAUCAGCACCAUCUUCUUUGUCUCAGGGAUUUGCACCCUGCUGCAGGUCCUCUUUGGAGUCAGGUUGCCUAUUAUUCAAGGAGGGACUUUUGCAUUCCUGACCCCCACCCUGGCCAUGCUAUCUCUCCCCAAGUGGAAGUGCCCUGCCUGGACACAGAAUGCCACCCUGGUGAAUGUCUCUUCACCAGAGUUCAUUGAAGUCUGGCAGACACGGAUGCGAGAGUUGCAAGGAGCUAUCAUUGUAGCUUCCUGCUUCCAAAUCUUCGUUGGAUUUUCUGGCCUGAUUGGAUUUCUGAUGAGGUUCAUCGGCCCCCUGACAAUUGCCCCCACCAUCACCUUGGUUGCACUUCCUCUCUUUGACUCGGCUGGGGACGAGGCUGGGCAGCACUGGGGCAUAGCUUUCAUGACUAUUUCUUUCAUAGUUCUGUUCUCUCAGUACCUGAAAGAUGUCCCUGUGCCACUGCCAUCUUACCAGGGAGGCAAGAAGUGCCACCUCUCCCCAGUCUACCUCUUCCAGAUCUUCCCGGUGCUGAUGGGGCUCUCCCUGAGCUGGUUGCUCUGCUACGUGCUGACGGUGACCAACGUCCUCCCUGCAGACCCCACUGCCUAUGGCCACCUGGCCCGGACGGACACCCGUGGGGAUGUUUUGUCCCAGGCUCCCUGGUUUCGGCUGCCUUACCCAGGCCAGUGGGGAGUGCCAACCGUCAGCCUGGCUGGGAUAUUUGGCAUCUUAGCUGGGGUGAUUUCCUCCAUGGUGGAGUCUGUGGGAGAUUACUACGCCUGUGCCCGGCUGGCUGGGGCCCCACCACCACCGAAGCACGCCAUCAGCCGUGGCAUCGGGGUGGAAGGCAUCGGCUGCCUCCUGGCUGGCGCCUGGGGGACGGGGAACGGCACCACCUCGUACAGUGAGAACGUGGGGGCCCUGGGCAUCACCAAGGUAGGGAGCCGAAUGGUGAUCAUUGCUGGUGCCUGCGCCAUGCUCCUCAGCGGCAUCUCGGGGAAAGUCGGGGCGAUGCUUGCCAGCAUACCCACCCCCGUGAUCGGAGGCAUGUUCCUUGUGAUGUUUGGAGUUAUCACGGCAGUGGGGAUUUCCAAUUUGCAGUACACUGAUAUGAACUCCUCGAGAAACAUCUUUAUCUUUGGAUUUUCUGUAUUUGCUGGCCUCACGGUUCCCAACUGGGCAAACAAAAAUACUACACUGCUGGAAACAGGAAUCAUCCAGCUGGACCAGGUGAUCCAGGUGCUUCUCACCACUGGCAUGUUUGUAGGUGGACUCUUGGGGUUUAUCCUUGAUAACACCAUUCCAGGAACACAGGAGGAGCGGGGGCUCCUGGCGUGGAAGCAUAGCCACGAGGGAGAAGCAGACAUCUCUCAGCUCAUUUCCAAGGUCUACGAUCUUCCAUUUGGCAUAGGCACCAAAUACUGCACUGUCUCUUGGUUUCGGUAUCUCCCCACUUGCCCCAAAAGGCUACCUGGUAGUAAGAGAAUGGAUGAACUGAAGACUGCAGGACAGGAAAGCAGUGUUAAAGCAAGCUCAGAAAGAGACUCUGAGAUAGAUGCUGAUACAAGGAUAUAGGCACCUUCCUAUCCUGGAAGCAGAGGUCUGAAAAGCACAUCUGCAGCCCCCAUUAUUUGAACAUGAGCUGGCAGCUGUUAAGAGGCUGGAGCAGGAGAAUGAUAAUGCCUUUCUCUUCCCAGCUGUGCCCCCUGCACCUCAAGGGAGUCAUUUUUCUCCCCUCUGCUCCUUCCUGCCCACCUCUAGGAAGAACAUAUUCUCUCUUCAGGGAACACCAAAGCCCAAGAAAUGCUCGGAAAAGAUGUUCGAUUUCCUUCCUUGCACUGAGCCUUGGGGACCCCAAGGAGCAGCUGUAUAACUGAAGCAGAGCUCUUCCUGUCCUGGCUGCCCAAGGGACCACAGAAGAUAUCCCUGAUGCGGGCCCUGUACCACUCUCAGGCAUCCCUUGGGCUGAGGCUAAUCCCCACCAUCUUAAAGAUCUGUAAUGGCAAUGCCCACCUCUCAGCUUGCGGUUUACACCUCAUCCUGGCCAAGGGGAAGGAGUGGGCACCUUUAGGUCAUGAUUAAUCUCAUUCCAUAUUCCCAUAAUUUAAAGUCAGCCAAAUGAAUGUGGUUGUAAGAGAGGCACCUAAGGUUAAUGGGCUGGAUUGUCUUCUGAACAUGCUUCUCCCAUCUUAGACUGCAGAGGCAAUCUAAGAGACUUUCUGUUCUUGACCUAACAGAAAAACACAGCUUCACUGCAAUGAAACCCUGAGCAGUCUUGGGGAAGCCAGCUUCCCCAAAGCAACAAACCCUACAAAGAUGAAGGAGACAACUCUUCUGCUCACAGGGUGAUGCAUCCCUGUUACUGCUAUGUCCCGUGUCCCCUCCACUGUACCUGUUUGGUCUGGUGACUGCGUGGUGACAACCACUUCUCUGGAAAACAGUUUGCAGAUUCUUGCUCCUGUUCACUGACAGCAGAAACAGCCUUAACCUAUAUGGCCAUGUAUAAUGCAGUUGCAUGUGGUGUGGUUGCUGGUGGUGUGUAACAACAUCGUUGUAGUAUGAGCUUAUGUUUCCUGUACUGAGAUUUAUACUUAGAUUUUUUUUUUUUUUUUUUGAAAAGUAAAUGAAAUGUGCAGUGUAAUGAUAUUUCUCAGGGUGAUUACCAGAGUGAGAGGCUGAUAGUAUUCAAAAAAUCAGGGUAAUUCAGGGUGUAAGGGACCUCUGGAGGUCAUCUGGGCCAGCUCCUGUGCACAGCUGGUCCUGUUAGACCAGGUUGCGGAGGACUGUGUCCAGUUGAGCUAUGGGUGGAGAGCCACAGCCUCUCUGGGCAGCCUCUUCCAGUGUCUGACCACCCCUAUGGUGAAAAGCGUUUUCCCUCAUGUCUAACUGGAGUUUCUAAUGCUUCACCUUGUGUCUGUUGUCUCUUGUCCUAUCACUGUUCACUGAGAAAAUUCUGGCCCCAUCUUCUCUGUAUCCUCCACUGGACAGCUGAAGGCCAUGAUACGAUGUCCCCUUUGCCCUCUUGGCUCAAGACUGAACAAAACCCGGAUAGUUUAAAUGGAAAGCUUUUAUUCUUCAUGCCUAUUGCAGUCCUGUUCUUUAGUCCCAUUCUGCAGCUGUAGCAGUAUGUGGCUUAUUUUACCAGUAAGGGAUAUACUGGGUUUUUUUUUGCUUUGGGAGUGAAUGCAGCCUGAAUAGUUCAAUCAUAUGACUGCUGGGAUCCUAAAGGAGGAAAUAUUACGGUACAAAUAGUUUGCUGUUAUGGGCAGUUUGCAGUGCCUCUGUUUUCAAUUGUGGUUGUAAUGUCUUUGGAAGAAAAAAUAAUUUGCACAUUUAAGUAUAAUCUGAUCCCACCCCACCAUCACAGAGUUUAGAGAGAUGACUAGUCCCAACCAUCUCAACUCUGGCAUCUUCAUCCUCCACAACCUUGACUACAUCUCUAGGCUUAUUUAGAGCCAGCCUCUGCUCCCAGGGGAUCUAGCAAUCAAACCCAUGGUGUUACUCAUCAUCACUCUCGAAUUUACUUGUAGCACAUGUGUGAAAGCAAGCUGUUAAGUCUACCUCAGCCUGUUCCUGUGUCCUGUACUGAAGCUGCCAGGCUGCUGCUGGCCAGACCCACCACACACCGGAGGAGUGGUUUUGAUGGAAACAGGAUACACAGCUAAUGAUCGAGGUAAACAAGCCACAUCAACAGGGCCAAAACCUGCUGUACUGCGUAGUCUUCAGGUGCUCCAUCUGCCAUGUGAGACUUUUUCCUUCAGUGCUACAGCUGGGAUCCCACAUGGAAAACGCGAGGUGGGAAGCACAGAUGGGGAGCCCUUCGUAAUUACUGGCUCUGUGUCAGCUCUGUGGAAGCUGCAGCCAUAUCUUUUUACUUCUCCUCCUAAGACAUGUUAGGAUGCUAGUAAGUGCCAGAGGUUUGUAUUUGCUUUAGCUCUGUUUAAAAAAUCCCGAACUAUUGCCCCAGGUUUUCCUACAAAUGUAAGUCUUGAUUUGGCUUCUAGUUCCCCACACCAAGGAUGGAGAACGUUGCUCAUCUGUUAUGUUGUCACCCUUCACUCCCAGCCUACUGCCGUGUCUGUGUGUCCCCAUCUUGUAUUUGUCUUGCAAGCUCCCUAGAGUAGAGCUGGGUGUGACUUUACAGCUCCUGGCAUGAGAAACCCCAGUUCCCAAUGGAGGGGGUUACCCCAGCACAUCCUACAGCCCAGGAGGCACAGACAGCUCUGUGUGUGUGUGGGUAUACUGGUCUGGGGCAGCUGUGUCUGCUGUUGCUAAGGCUUAGAAGGCAGUUUUUCAGAAGCUGUUUAUGUCCCUAUUUCAAGCUCAGGCUCCUAAAUGUCCUUUAAAAUCCUCCCUUUGGUGUGUUUGUUAUAAAUAUAUAAAAUAUCCUUUUAUUUGCCUCAGGAGGACAUUUCCAAAUGUUAAAAUGAAGUAGGUAGCGGUUAGGCUGCAGGGCCACCACUCCUCCCAGCUACAUGUGGCCACUUGAGGUUUGGAAACAGCUUUGGGUUUGCACUGCAACGACACAGCUUCUGUUUAUUUGCUACUUAAUGAAAAUAAAUGAAAAUCAUGGGAUCCUCAAGUGUAAAAGUGAACACUUGAGUGCUGUUCUGGAUUGCCUGGAGAAAAGCCAGCUACCUGUUGACUGUACUACCCUUUGUGCUGCUGUUGAGUCCUGAGUGCAGCAAGACUUACUGAUUUCAACCAGGAGUGUGGUCACCCUGCUUGCAGCUGCGCAGAGAGGCAGACAGCCAACUGGGGAGUCCCAGCACAUGCUCCUGCUGUUCUGGCUGAGGAGACCUGGUGAUGGGUAUCUGCUCGUACCAAGGUGCACUGGCUGUAGAACAGCUCAUCAGAGGCUCAUUUUCACAGCUUUCUCAUAAAAAGAUGGGACCCGGGCAGUAGGACUGCCCUAUGUUGUGGCUGCCCCAUCCCUGGCAGUGUUCAAGGCCAGGCUGGAUGGGGCUUUGAGCAACCUGGUCUAGUGGAAGGUGUCCCUGCUCGUGGCAGAGGGGUUAGAACUAGAUGAUCUUUAAGGUGCCUUCCAACUCUUCCAACCAUUC